Messenger RNA from Colletotrichum truncatum, 1614 nucleotides. Its product is annotated as Palmitoyltransferase PFA3. NCBI's taxonomy places the organism in Eukaryota, Fungi, Ascomycota, Sordariomycetes, Glomerellales, Glomerellaceae. The record is from RefSeq and is a predicted model, not a curated record. Gene Ontology annotation, molecular function: palmitoyltransferase activity.
AUGGAUCUUGCCUGUACGCCAUCGUCGCCCGAAAAUAUGUCUCGUCGCUGGGCACGAAAGCUGGAGCGCUGCUGCUGCACUUUCGCGACCUACAUUCCCCUAACCUUCGUCUACAGCUUGACAACCUGGGCUGUUUGGGUGGAUGUCACCAUCCCGUCCCAGUCUUCAAAGGCCACUUGGCUCGGAACUGGAUCGUCCUCCAUAGCUAUUCUACUCUACUGCCUGCUCAACUGGUCUUACACAACCGCCGUUUUCACGAACCCCGGUAGCACGACGAACGAUAAUGGCUACAGCACGUUACCAACCGAGGCGCCCCCGGCCGCCACCUCAUUCACCGUCAAGUCCAAUGGGGAAAUACGAUUCUGCAAGAAGUGCCAGGCAAGGAAACCGGACCGUGCCCAUCACUGCUCUACAUGCCGUCGCUGUGUUCUGAAGAUGGAUCACCAUUGUCCCUGGCUGGCGACUUGCAUUGGGCUCAAGAAUCACAAGGCGUUCCUGUUGUUUUUGAUCUACACGACAAUCUUCUGCUUCUACAGCUUCUUUGUGUCAGGAAGCUGGGUAUACAUGGAGAUAAUCAACGACACCACCUUUGAGGAAACGUUGAUGCCUAUUAACAACGUCAUUCUCAGCGUGAUGUCUGGAAUUAUCGGUAUCGUAGUUGGUGCAUUCACAGGAUGGCAUAUAAUGCUUGCAAGCCGUGGCCAGACGACCAUCGAAUGCUUGGAAAAGACGCGCUAUCUGUCACCACUUAAGAAGUCGAUGCAGAAUCAGUUUGUCGCCCAGCACAGCGGCGAGGGCAUUCCCUUGCCCGCUUACGGUCAGCAACUCCUCGAUAUCCAUGCGAAUGCUCUGCCCGGCAUCACUCGGCCCGAAGAAGGCGAGGAAUACCGCGGACAUCCGGGCGCGUCAAGACCGAUGCACCGAUCAUACGAAGAAAUGGAACGAGAGCGUGCGAAGAAGCGCUACGAAGAAUACCUCGAUGAACAGGACUCGGAAAAGCUUCCUAACGCCUUCGACCUCGGAGCGAAACGGAAUCUAUUGCACCUUUUUGGUCCCAAGCCCUUGUUAUGGUUUGUUCCUAUAUGCAACACCACUGGCGACGGCUGGUCGUGGGAGCCCAGCCCUAAGUGGACUGCAGCACGCGAGCGUCUGGCCAGGGAGCGCGAGGAGCAGCGCGCUCGUGAGAUCAACGCCGGCUGGGGCACUGAUGAACCCCCUGCCUUUAUGCAGCCUGUACCCACAAAACCCGACGGCGCCGGCCGCCACUACCUAACCUCACCACCUCCACCCACGAAUGCCGCCAACGGAAGCAAUGGGCGUAAGAUGCCAUCCAAAGCUGACCGUGUUCUGGGCCGCGACCCCAACCUUUACGCGGAUGGGUUCCAGGAGUCGAUGCCGAUGCGCAAACUCAGUCCCCGUGGUACGGCCCUCGAGGAUGAGUUGACGGACAGCGACCUUGACAUGGACGACGUUGUUGCGGCGGAACACCGCGCCAUGAACCUCGUCACCAACGGUGGCUGGGGUCGGAGCGGUGCCAGUGGCUUGCUGAAGAAGCACAGUCCUACAUCACCGUCUUUCAGGACUUCGCCGUCCAAUGAUGAUACCGUGGACUAA